AUGCCCGCAAGACCAGCGAGGAUCGCUUUCUUCCACCUCGAUCUGGGCGUUGGUGGCGCAGAGCAACUCGUUUUGCAAACUGCCAUUCAAACGCACACGGUCAUUGUGGACUCAAGGCGCUUGCCGUGUACAGUCGAUAUGUUUACCUCUUACUACGAUAAACGUAGAUCUCUCGAAGCAUCAAGAGACCGAUAUGCGGGCUACGACCUUGUGUUUAAUGACCAAGUGGCAGUAGUGAAUCCUCUUCUCCGCCUGAUUGGUAGGAAGGUCAUUUUCUACGGUCAUUUCCCUGACCUCUUACUUGCCAGCCGCCAGCCGUCGCUCCUGCGCCGCUUGUACCGCUACCCCUUCGAUAUGCUCGAAUCCUUGACAACUGGGAUGUGCGACUUGGUGCUGGUCAACUCCAAGUUCACCGCAGAAACAUUCUCUGAAACAUUCUCAUCCUUCAGGAAGGCCAAGCCCCGUGUUUUGUAUCCGCCGAUAAGCACGGAGGUGGAAGCAUUCCGACUGCGCGGCGGUAAUGGCGACUCCAAUGUUUCCUUCAGUCAGCUAGAAGGAUUUGACCUAUCGGUACCCUUUGCGGUUUCGCUGAAUCGCUUCGAAGAAAAGAAGAAUGUCGAGCUUGCAAUAAGGGCCGUGGCAAGUCUUCCGGGACACAGAAAGUGCAACAUGGUUGUAGCAGAAUCUCCUGAUGGGGUAGAGCUCUUGUAUUCUGUAGGAGGCUUCGACCCGCGUCUACCUGAAUGCAAGGACUAUUUCCAGCGACUCGUUAAUCUUUCAAGGGAGCUCAAGUUUCGCAUUCUCAAUUGUGAAGAUGCUGUGGAUGCCAAGCAAGCGGUCCAAGACAGUGGCUUAGGAGAGCGUUGUAUUCUUUUCCUGAAGAAUGUACCGUUGCCGUUGAAGUUGUUCUUGCUGGAAAAGAGUGUUUGCGUACUUUAUACCCCUCCUGAGGAGCACUUCGGAAUUGUGCCUUGUGAAGCAAUGUUCAUCGGUAGCCUGCCCGUGGCGUGCAAUAGCGGUGGACCCCGAGAAACCAUUAUCGACGGGGCAACAGUAAGUAUGAGACUCUACGGAAAUGCCAGCUGCGUCGUCUCACGCUUGCUUUCAUGA
Messenger RNA from Eimeria acervulina, 1110 nucleotides. Its product is annotated as glycosyl transferase, group 1 domain containing protein, putative. The coding region runs from base 1 to 1110 and encodes 369 amino acids. Lineage: Eukaryota; Apicomplexa; Conoidasida; Eucoccidiorida; Eimeriidae. The transcript has 8 exons. The record is from RefSeq and is a predicted model, not a curated record. Gene Ontology annotation, molecular function: GDP-Man:Man(1)GlcNAc(2)-PP-Dol alpha-1,3-mannosyltransferase activity; alpha-1,3-mannosyltransferase activity.